CAUACAUACAUACAUAGCUUUCCAGAUAAUUUUUUUAUAAUUCAAAUAAGCGUAUGUAAUUGUAUGUAAAUGUAUCGUUUUAUAGAGCUUGACUUGGCUUAAAAAGCGAGGGGUCAUUCGGUCUUUGAAGUUAAGCGGAUCCAAAGUUUUUUCAGGUGCCAAAAAAUACUGACUGAAGCAACAAGUUUGAAAAAAAAAAAAAAAUAUUGCCAGCAAGCAAAAAAAAAUUGAACUUUUAUGUUGUGUUAAUGGGAAAUUGUUUGAAAAGUAGAACUGUUGACAGAAUUUCUCUCUUAAGAGAAAACGAUGUAUCAAGUACAGAGUUACAUCAGGAGCUUCCACCUCCUUAUGUUCAGAAUUAUGAGGAGGAACCAUCUACAAUUUUUAACUUGACACCAUCUAAUCAAUCUUCUUCCAUCAGUUUUACAGAGGAACAAUCAUUAAGGAUUGCUCAUCGACUAAGUCUUAUUCAGCAUUUACCAUCUGGAUCAUUUGAUGGAACAAAAAAAAGAAAAGAGUGUGUUAUUUGCAUGUGUGAUUUUGAUAUUGGAGAUCCAAUGCGAUUUCUUCCUUGUUUACACACUUAUCAUAAACAGUGUAUAGAUAAUUGGUUACUUCGAUCAUUUACUUGCCCUUCUUGCAUGGAACCUGUUGAUGCUGCUCUUUUAUCAACUUUCUUUACAUCAGAGUAAAAAAAAAAUAUAUAUAUAUAUAUAUAUAUAUAUAUAUAUAUAUAUAUAUAUAUAUAUAUAUAUAUAUAUAUAUAUAUAUAUA
Molecule: messenger RNA, 774 nt
Organism: Hydra vulgaris (swiftwater hydra)
Lineage: Eukaryota; Metazoa; Cnidaria; Hydrozoa; Anthoathecata; Hydridae
Product: RING finger protein 11
Biological process (GO): ubiquitin-dependent protein catabolic process
Cellular component (GO): ubiquitin ligase complex
Molecular function (GO): ubiquitin protein ligase activity
Source: RefSeq, a predicted model, not a curated record